Molecule: messenger RNA, 558 nt
Organism: Micromonas commoda
Lineage: Eukaryota; Viridiplantae; Chlorophyta; Mamiellophyceae; Mamiellales; Mamiellaceae
Exons: 2
Coding region: 1-558 (185 amino acids)
Biological process (GO): regulation of barbed-end actin filament capping
Cellular component (GO): nucleus; cytoplasm
Molecular function (GO): protein binding
Source: RefSeq, a predicted model, not a curated record
AUGGAAGAGGCUGAGUCCAACACCUUGGCGUCUCUGCGAAGCGGCGCCAUGUCCAUCCUCGAGGCCAUCGCCGUGGAGCUUCCCGACGUGUUCACUGCGGUGAUACUGGCCAAGCUCGACAUAAAGGACACCCUCAGUUUGGCGCAGGUGAGCAAGCGGUACAGGGACGCGGUGUGGAGCGUCGACGGUGUUCGGUCGUUGCAAGCGAAAAUUACCAGGCUGCCGCGGAGUUGGUUUGGGGGAGAUGCGAUGGCGUGUGCGAUAGCAUCUAACAACUUGCCCGCGAUCAGAGCCCUCCUGAAGUCAGGAAGGGAAGUCGAGGAGGAGGUCAAAUACGACGAUAAAAAAACCUGGGGCACACCGUUGAUGUUUGCCGCGUUUCUUGGCCAUCUGGGGGCUGUUCGAGUUUUGAUUGAAGCAGGGGCUGAUAUCAACAAACACGCUACGUUUUUGGGUAGUGCUUACAAAAAUUCGGCUCUUUGGAUGGCCUGUGAUCACAACCAUCCGGAUGUUGUCAUGCAGCUCAUCGAGGCAGCAGCGCCUCCGCCCUCGUGGUAG